AUGUUGGAUCACCGAGCAUUUGUACCAUUACCAAAGAUUUUGAUACUGGGACGAACGACUCUCAGAAGUCAUAUUAGCUCAUCAAAGAUGCUUCAAGGCUUCAUAUUAGCUUCAGGUUGCAAAACUGUUUACGUGUAUCGCAAUCCAAAAGAUGUUCCAGUUUCCUUGUGGAAAUUUGCGAGGUACUGGAAAGCAAGAUUAGAAUGGCCUCAUAGGGUGCUAUUGUUGAGAUAUGAGGACCUGCAGACUGAGCCUAUUGUCCAUGUCAAGACACUAGCCGAAUUCAUGGGGCAGCCUUUCUCUUUGGAGGAUGACCAAGAAGGCGUGGUACACAAAAUGAUAAAGUUGUGCAGUUUUGAGAACUUGAGCAAUUUGGAGGUGAAUAAGAUUGGAACACCGGCUGCUUCCCCAACCUGUGUGCGUGCAAAUGAUGUAUAUUUUAGAAGAGGUAAGGCUGGAGAUUGGAAGAAUCAUUUAACUACUGAGAUGGUGGAGUGUUUAGAUCGAAUCACCAAGGAGAAGUUCGAGGGUACUUGGGUGAAACUCUGA
Vitis vinifera (wine grape) is the source of this 549-nucleotide messenger RNA. RefSeq names its product cytosolic sulfotransferase 18-like. Gene Ontology annotation, biological process: sulfation. The record is from RefSeq and is a predicted model, not a curated record. Gene Ontology annotation, cellular component: cytoplasm. Bases 1 to 549 code for a protein of 182 amino acids. Lineage: Eukaryota; Viridiplantae; Streptophyta; Magnoliopsida; Vitales; Vitaceae. The transcript has 3 exons. Gene Ontology annotation, molecular function: sulfotransferase activity.